AUGACGUCGCCGUUAAGGCUACGUCUCCUCUGCCUAAGCGCUGGUGUGGGCGCGUUCUUGAGCACCAGUGGCCUCCUCCGUCUCCACGAAGUCUUCUCGCCGUCUUCUUCUCCACCUCUGAAUCCACAGGAGCACACGAAGCAGCAGCAGCAGGACGCGGACCACCGUCUGGACGUUGCCUAUGACCGACUCGUUGUCGUGUUGAUUGACGCGUUACGCGCCGAUAUGGUCCUUGGAAGUGGUGCAAUGCGCAAGGAUCAAGAGGCUGAUGGAUAUGACGGAAAGGAGGAACUGAACGUCUUUAUGCCGUUUACGAGGGCGCUCGUGACGUCGGGAAGCGCUCUUGGGUAUGUUGCGCAUGCCAGUGUCCCGACUGUGACGAUGCCCCGUGUCAAGGCACUUGUGACCGGGAAAGCCCCUGUGUUUAUUGACAUUCUGAAAAAUUUCAAUUCAGGAGCUCUGGAGGAAGAUGCGAAUCUUGUGUCGUUGAUGGCUACAAGUGGGAAGCGCGUGGUGUUUUAUGGAGACGAUACGUGGCUCAAGUUGUUUCCAACGACGUUUGCUAGAGCUGAGGGGACUUCUGGAUUUUACACGAGGGAUACAGUUGAUGUGGACAAUAAUGUCACGAGGCAUCUGACGGAAGAGCUGGACCCGACGAUGCAGCAUGCGAAGAGUGGCGACUGGGACGUGUUGGUGCUUCAUUACCUGGGACUAGAUCAUGUUGGGCAUCUGCGUGGACCGAGAUCGAGACUCAUGCAGAAGAAGAUGCAGGAAAUGGACCGUGUCAUGCAGCUUGUAGUGGACUCGGUACGGGAACAAGACGCAUGGCGAAAGAAGAAGGAUGAGUCGGCUCGGCCGUCGCUGAUCUUGUUAUGCAGUGAUCAUGGUAUGUCAGAGGUUGGCAAUCAUGGCGGGGCCACACUGGAAGAAUCCUCGGCGCUGUUGAUGUUUAUGCGUGGUGACGGUGAGCCAAUGCUGUCCUCAGCUGAUGUUGCGUACAAGCAACAGCGCAGUCAGGUUGACCUGGUGCCUACGAUCUCUCUACUAUUCGGACUACCCAUUCCACUCUAUAGCACGGGGUUACUACUGGAUGAUGUUAUCCGUGCUUCGUCAGGGUCAGUUUUACGCCGCAGCUCAUACUAUGUGCGCGCGUUAUACCGCAAUUUCCAGCAGCUGUAUGCGCUUGCCAAGACAAAGUUUCCUGCCUCGGCGUUGGCGAGUUUUGACCAUCAAUUUGAAGUGCCUUUACACCAGCUGCACAAAGGCUUCCAACUAGAUGAAAAGGACUUUGACGUUGAUCACCAGACGACGGUGAUGGUGCUUCGAGCCUGUGAGAUAUUGCAGGCCAAAGUCGGGCAGAGUGAUGGUUCUGAGUACAAUAUGGUAGCGACCUUUUCCGGCCUGCUACUUUUGUUCGCUAGCAGUGUUGUUGCAACGGCAAUACUCAUAGCGCAUUAUCAAGUGGAUGUGAAAAGCAGAACGAAGCAAAGCACGAUCAACCGCUUGUUGUUUGCUGUUGUGGGUGUAGGCAGCGUGCUGCAGAUUGCCAGCUUGUCAUCAAGCUCAUCUAUCGAAAAUGAGCAUGCUACUGCGUUUUUCAUGACGACAUCAUUGCUCGUUACAGUCAUGAUUCUUCUGUUACGGCGAGAGAACUCGGCACCUGACUCUCCCCGUCCGGGUGCUGUGGUAGCAAUUGUUGGGCUGUUGCUGAUUGUUACACGUAUGCUCCGCGCACGCAACCAGGUCAUCAACUUCUGGCGACUUAAUGGGCUUGUGAUUGAUCCCAAAUUACCUGGAAAUGAAUUUGCAAAAGACGACUCUGUGUCGAUCUUGUCCACGGCUCCCAUGCUGCCUUCGAGCACUUUGCCUUUGGGUGUCUGCAUAGCCUUCGUAUGCGGGAUCGUGCUGCGAAAAACUGCACGACACACCAUAAGAGCCUUGCGGAUAGGAGCAUUGCUACAGUUCGUUGUGGGAGCUUGUAGCGGACUACUGUUUGGAGCUGGCAUGUUAGCUUGCCUUGCAGUUAAGGAACUUUCCAACAGGAUUGUCGUGGACGAAACAGGAUCUAGGUCAUGGACACGGUGGAUGCCACCGGACGCCGAUGCAAGUGCGCUUGUGGUGUAUGCAAGCAUCGUCUUCAUUUCGAUGUUUGCUGUCCUUGCUACACGAACUCUGCGUCUAUCGCUGGUUGAAAUGAUUGUGUGGCUUCUGGUUUGCCUGCUUCAGCGCGACGCUAAUUACCCGACACUGUGUCUGCUUUGUUUGCAACUGGAAUUGGUAGCCGUGUUGCUUGAGUACGAGUCGAGUCGUGGCAUUUGCCAUACUGGGAUCACUGUGGCGGGUCUAGCCUCGUGGCUAUCGCAAGCCGCUUUCUUUGCACUGGGGAACUCGCACCUGGUGACCACGGUUGACAUCAGCCAGUCUUAUCAUGGUUUGUCGUCGUACUCGCAAAGUCUCGUCGGCACAUUGACGUUUGUCAGUGUGUUUUCUGGUCCGCUUCUGUGCUUCGUACAGCUUGCUCAAUGGUUAGACACCACUGCGCCUGGUAAAACAUCGACAAAGUUCACUAGACUCUUGGUACUGGACAUUCCGCGGUCGACAAGUACAAGGUGGACAACUUGCCUCGCGUUGUUUGCUUAUCAAACGCUUCGUUUCGCCGUGUACACUGUCGUGGUUUCCUUUAUGCGCUUUCAUUUGUUUAUCUGGAGCGUCUUCGCGCCCAAGAUGCUGUACGAGUUUGCUCACCUUGCUGUGUCGCUCGUACUUGUGGUUAUGCUGGCCCCGUCCUCACAGCAAUGA
Messenger RNA from Peronospora matthiolae, 2799 nucleotides. NCBI's taxonomy places the organism in Eukaryota, Oomycota, Peronosporomycetes, Peronosporales, Peronosporaceae. The record is from the annotation of a GenBank genome assembly.